Molecule: messenger RNA, 770 nt
Organism: Aedes aegypti (yellow fever mosquito)
Lineage: Eukaryota; Metazoa; Arthropoda; Insecta; Diptera; Culicidae
Exons: 3
Biological process (GO): positive regulation of protein phosphorylation; cell population proliferation; DNA damage response
Cellular component (GO): nucleus
Source: RefSeq, a predicted model, not a curated record
GACAUCUCGUGCGAAUUCACCGUCCGUCUGAUGUACGCCUGCCGGGACAUUUUCCAGGCGUACAACAUGAGCGUCACCGAUCUGGCCAUCAAAUCCAUCCAGGGCAUCGCUUCCCUGCAUACUCUGCCCCGUUCGCGGGCCAUCAUUGCGUUCCAGGCCUUCGUACUGGUCCUGAAGGAAUUCCUGCCCGAUUUCGUGCUACCUGCAGAACCAGAAUGACUUCUCCAAAACCGAUCUGAUCCUGUCGAAGCCGAACCUACUCGCGGCCAUCAUCAACGCCCUGCACACGCUGAUCCAGCACUACAAGAUCACCUGGAAGGAGUGCAUCGAUUCGGCCACCCUGGUCAACUUCAUGCUGAAUCUCCUGGGGAAUCCAAACCUGCCGCCGAGGCACGUGGUCCUGGCGCUCAAGCUCACUCAACUGUCGAUCGAACACGGUCUGUCGCCCAACUUGGCCCUUCUCAUGGACAACAUCCAGGGAUCCGGGCUGGAAUACGUCGGCCGCAUCAUCUUCACACGGCUGCACGAUAUCAACUGGGAGGUCCGCGAUUCAGCUCUGGAGCUCCUGGCCUCCGUAGUGGAAAUCUCCGAAAUCAAAUUUCCAUCCUUCCAGAAGCACAUUCUGGACUGCAACAUCAUUCCGGUGGUGGAGGGCGGCGGCCAAAAACGACUCGGAACCGUACGUGCGCGCAUCGGCGCUCCGCUGCCUGACGCUCAUGGUCAAGAUACGCCUGCUGUGGGAGCACUCGCUGGCGCAGUUGAAUCUGAUG